Phytophthora nicotianae INRA-310 is the source of this 1604-nucleotide messenger RNA. RefSeq lists its product as hypothetical. The coding region runs from base 368 to 1378 and encodes 336 amino acids. The transcript has 7 exons. Gene Ontology annotation, biological process: fructose 1,6-bisphosphate metabolic process; fructose 6-phosphate metabolic process; sucrose biosynthetic process. Gene Ontology annotation, cellular component: cytosol; cytoplasm. NCBI's taxonomy places the organism in Eukaryota, Oomycota, Peronosporomycetes, Peronosporales, Peronosporaceae. The record is from RefSeq and is a predicted model, not a curated record. Gene Ontology annotation, molecular function: fructose 1,6-bisphosphate 1-phosphatase activity.
AUUAGACUGUGACAAGUGCUGUAGGAUAUCCAAAGCUGAUUGCAAAGCAGAUUCAUUACGUCAGCGUCCGAAUCGUGACGAGGACGUUUACGAGUUCGUGGUGAGCAGGGCACGUUGAAGUGAAGAGGGUUGUUCCAAGCAGAAAAAGAUCCUCCUGUUCCUGUUCGCAGAGUUCGAGGAUGCGUUGUGUUUAUGGGCCACUAUCGCCGUAGUCAGUGGUGCUGACCUCAUCACGGAAUCAGCUACGGGUUGCGGCAGCCUCGGAUGCCGCCGGUGGCUUGAUGACAAUUUCACUGCUAGAAGUUCAUUCCGCAUUUCGCGCUGUAGCACACACUCGCCCUCUUCAUCUCCACUGCCUCAGUUCAUCAUGACGAUCGCCGAAAUUGACCACUCCAACCCCAUCACUCUCAACCGAUUCAUUCUUGACGAGAAGGAGAUCCAAGGCAAUGCCGAUCUGAGCGUGCUGUUCUCGUCGAUCGAGCUGGCAUGCAAGGUCAUCGCUAGUUCGGUGCGCCGCGCCGGUCUGACGGGGCUGUACGGUCUGGAUGGCUCCGAGAACGCCACGGGCGAUCAAGUGAAGAAGCUGGAUGUCCUCGCCAAUAAGGUCUUCAUUAACUCAUUGAAGUUCUCGACCAAGAUCGAAGUCAUGGUAUCUGAAGAGGAAGUCGAGCCUGUUUGUGUGGAGAAUGACUCCAGUGGGACCAAGUACUGCAUCGCCUUCGAUCCUCUUGAUGGCUCCUCCAACAUCGACUGCAACGUCUCGACAGGCACAAUCUUCGGCAUUUACCACCGCGAGGCAACACUACAUGGCGGUUUCAAGGAUAUCCUCCAGCCUGGAAACCAGCUUGUUGCGGCGGGCUACUGCAUGUACGGAAGCUCCACUCAGCUGGUACUGACGUGGGGCAAGGGCGUUCACUGCUUCACGCUUGACCCGACGAUCGGAGCAUUCAUUUUGUCACACAAGGACAUGCGGAUCCCCGAAAACCCAAAAACGAUUUACUCGUGCAACGAAGGCAACUACGCCCACUGGGACCGGCCCAGCAAGGCCUUCGUGGAUGAAUGCAAGAACAAGCCCACCCCGUACAACGCUCGCUAUGUCGGCAGCAUGGUGUCUGACAUCCACCGUACCAUCCUGUACGGCGGUAUCUACAUGUACCCUGGCAGCGAUAAGAGCAAGGAUGGCAAGCUGCGUCUACUGUACGAGGGCAAUCCAAUGUCCUUUAUCAUGGAGCAGGCUGGCGGCGCGUCCACGACCGGAACAGAGCGCGUGCUCGACUUGUGCCCCACUCACAUCCACCAGCGCUCGCCGAUCUUCCUGGGCUGCAAGCGCGACGUGCAGCGCGUUAUCGAGCUGUACAAGCAGUACGGCGAGAAGUAAGCAAGCAAAGUAGUGACUCGAACGUAGUGUCACGAAGCGUAAGAUCUCAAUUGACAACUGGUCAGCCACGUACUUGGUCGUUAAAAAAAGGACACAAUCCUGAUCUCACGCUUCAAUUCGGCAUAUUCUCCUAUUUUCAGCUUAAUCCAGGCAUAUCCUAGUAACUUCAUGACAAGGCCGACGUCGACAGUCUCACUUCAUUCGCCACCUGCUUCAACUGCGGCCG